Molecule: messenger RNA, 1959 nt
Organism: Hirsutella rhossiliensis
Lineage: Eukaryota; Fungi; Ascomycota; Sordariomycetes; Hypocreales; Ophiocordycipitaceae
Product: phosphoesterase family domain-containing protein
Exons: 7
Coding region: 1-1959 (652 amino acids)
Molecular function (GO): hydrolase activity, acting on ester bonds
Source: RefSeq, a predicted model, not a curated record
AUGCGGCCCGCAAGCUCCCUGGUGCUGCCGGCCUUGGCCGUGAGCCAAGCAGCCCUCGCUUCCUCGCUGAGGGACGUCAAGCACAUUGUCCUGUUCAUGCAGGAGAACCGCGCAUUUGACCACUACUUUGGCACCAUGUCUGGUGUGCGAGGCUUCGCCGACCCCAACGUCCAGGUCAACCUAGACGGACGCUCCGUGUUUGAGCAGCCCAUCAACCCGCCCGUCAACGGCGUCGACAUACUGAAGCCCUGGCACAUCAACCAGCUGGGCGGAGAAUGGAACGAAGCCACCCAGUGCAUGGGCGCCGGCGACAACGGCUGGCAGGCCAUGCACGCGGCCUACAACGGCGGCCUGGGCAACAACUGGACCCGCGCCGACAGCGGCUACAGCCUGGGCUACUUCACCCGUCAGGAUCUGCCGACGCACUUCGACAUUGCCGAGGGCUGGACCAUCCUCGACAUGUCUACGCAGAGCGUCUUGGCGGCCACGGACCCGAACCGCAUCAUGUGGAUGAGCGGCUCCAUCAACAUCCCCGGUUCUCCGUCCAACCCGGACGGCAAGGGAGGCCUGAUCAUCGACAACACGGCCACGCCUGGCUGCGAGGCGCCGCGCAUAAACUGCUUCCCCUUUGUGUGGAAGACGUUCCCGGAAUACCUCGAAGACGCCGGCGUGUCUUGGCAGGUCUGGCAGGACCUGGACAACUUCGAGGACAACAUGCUGGCCUACUUUGAGCAGUACCAGCGGGCGCCCAACGGCUCGGCGCUGCGUGAAAAAGGCAACUCGUACCCCGGGCUGGACAGCUUCUACGCCCACGCCGCCAAGGGAACCCUGCCACAGGUCAGCUGGAUCGUCGGACCCCAGGAGCUGGCGGAGCAUCCCCCAAACAUGCCUGUCGAUGGCGCGUGGCUCCAGAAAAAAGUCGUCGACGCCAUCACCAGCAGCCCGGCUUACAAUGAAACGGUCCUGAUCAUCAGCUACGAUGAGCAAGGAGGCUGGGCGGACCACGUGGUCCCCAAGGUCCCCAAAAAGGGCACGCCAGGAGAGUAUCUCGAUGACCCGUACAAGCAAUACGGCAACGUCCCCGUAGGGCCAGGGUGGCGAACACCGCGCUACAUCAUCUCGCCGUGGACCCGCGGCGGAAACGUCUUCACCGAGGCCGCCGACCACACCUCGGACAUCAUGUUUGUCGAGGAGUGGGCGGCCGCCAAUGGCUACCGGAACGUCCGCAGCAAAGAGCUGACGAAAUGGCGCCGCGAUCACAUGUCCAACCUCGUCAACGCCUUUGACUUUACAAAGCCCAAUUACUCGGUACCCGACAUUGCAAAGACGCGCACCCCCGAGAGACUUCCGGACGACCCGGAUGAUUACUCGGGCAACCUGACGCUCGGCUCCUUGACGGGGCCGUGGGUGGGCCCGGCCAAGUGCCUCUCGGACCACAGGGCAACGCGGCCGCCGAUCCCGUACGGGCCGGGAAACGCAAACCAGAACAUGAGCAGCCUGGUCGAGGAGGGUUUCAAGCGCGUUCGCGGCCAGCUGACCGAAGGCCGGUUCCUGACCUUUGAGAUUGGCGGCCAGGCCCUUACCAACAGCAACGGCCGCUUCGUCGACAUUGCCAACGCCACGGAGCGCCACGACGACAUCAGGCAGCGCUGGGUCAUCAACGCCGUCGACUGGUCACCCAACACCUUCUACAUCCAGUCCGCCGUCGACAAGAAGUACAUUUCCGGCCUGCCCGACGCGGGUGGCCUGACGCGGAACUACUACCUGGCCCAGGCCUUUAACAUAGACUACAACCCGUACGGCGCCACCUACAGCCUCAGCAUCGACAACGACGGCAGAAGCAAGAAUCGCUUCGUCACCAUGAAAGCCCAGAGGCCCUUGACCUUGAACAGGUCGCCGGUUGAUUGGGACGGCCCUGGUUCAGACUGGUUCGAGAUUUUCAGCGUCUCCUACCACUGA